Hyposmocoma kahamanoa is the source of this 2263-nucleotide messenger RNA. It is a transcript of the gene RASSF8, whose product is annotated as ras association domain-containing protein 8. Bases 50 to 1450 code for a protein of 466 amino acids. The transcript is spliced from 10 exons. NCBI's taxonomy places the organism in Eukaryota, Metazoa, Arthropoda, Insecta, Lepidoptera, Cosmopterigidae. Gene Ontology annotation, biological process: signal transduction. The record is from RefSeq and is a predicted model, not a curated record.
UGCCUUAGAUGUAUAAGCAUUGAAUAUUGAUUGAUAUCGUGUGGGAUUAAUGGAGUUGAAGGUCUGGGUCGAGGGGAUACAAAGGAUUGUGUGCGGGGUCACAGAGACCACUACUUGCCAGGAUGUAGUGUUUGCAUUAGCCCAUGCUACAGGCAAAGUGGGCAGGUUCACACUGAUCGAGCGAUGGCGAAAUAAUGAAAGACUGCUGGCUCCUCAAGAGUACCCUCUUAAGAUCCUAAUAAAGUGGGGCGAAUAUUCAAAUGAUAUUCAGUUUAUAUUGAGAAGAUCGGAUUCUGGGAGCAAUAAUUCAAAGCCUACCCAAGCUACAAAUAACUCUAGAUCAACAACAGGCAAUGGGAGCCAGAUCACGUCAAAUCCAAACAUAUUGGAGAGUCAAGGUUCACCAAAUCGAAUGAAUGCAACACCUACACACAAUAAUAAUAACAACAAUUCACCUGCUGGCAACCCUGUAGGAGUUGUGAAAGGAGUACAGCAAGCAAAGACUCCUGAGUCAGACAGCCCAGUUAUGAAAGAUGUCCCACCUUACAGAGAACCACCACCACCCUAUCGCUCUCCUCCGCCGCCUGCGACCGCGCAAAUCGCAAGGAAAUCACCAAACCGCACGCGCGGUUCUCGUUCCGCUCACAUGUCACCUGUUAACCUACCAGAUGAACAUUUGGAGAGGAGUCCCGAGGCAGUCACCUACAACAGCCAGUAUAGAGAGCUGGUUUCUCUCGUCAACUAUCAGAGAGAGAAGUUAUCUAGCCAGCAAGUUGAUCUCAUUAAGUACGAUGCUGAGAUUGGAUACUGGGAGAACAAGAGUCGCGAGCAAGAGAGGCAGGUGGAGCUAUUACAGCAGCAAAUCAGUUCUGCUGACAAUCAGCUGCGUAUCAGCACUGAACAGGUGCAAGCACUAUCCUAUGUAGAAGAGGAGAGUGAAAUAGUGAGACAGAACGAAAAGACUCUUAGGUCGGAGAUAGUACUGGUGCGAUCGAAAUUGGCCAAUUGUGAGACAGAGUUGUUGCAGUGCAAAAACAAGAUACGUAAGCUUAUGGAGGAGAUACAUAACGCACAGCGGCUUAUUAAUACAAGACAUCAGGAGAAUAGGCAAGCCCUGGAAAGGUCGAUGCUCGGCGAAAUGGAGAAUCUACAGAGUCAAAUACAGCAAGCCAAACAUGCCACUGAAAUUAACCACCUUACUGCUGAAAAUUUAAAACGAGAGGUGGGUAUCCUGGAGACCGCGAUAAUGGAGAAGAAGCGCCAAGUCGAACGCCUUGUUCAAGAAAUGAAGGAAGCCAACCUUCAAAGUCUCACGGGCAGUGUGGACGAAUUGCGGCAUCCUCUUGAUGGUCUAUGUAAAGCAGGCAGCGCUCGACGAAUCAUUGGAUCACCGCGGCAGCUAGAAAACGCCGCACCGACUAACAAAAAUCCACACGGAGUGUGGGUGUGACUGCAUAUACGUACGUACAAUAAACAACGCCACCAUAAAGUUCCGGCACAUUUCGUUUAGGACGAAACGGAUACCAGAGUUGUAACUUGUACUUAGUGAAAUGAUAACUGUGGUACUGCUUCGUUAGCCUGCGUCCUAUGUGUGGCAGUAUCUAGCAUUUUCACUUACUAAUCUCACUUAGAAUAAUCUACUACGAGUAUAUUAGAUUUGUGUUCAAAUUAGUGUCAUAUUUUAAUUACGGUCACAAAUUAAGAUUUUCAGUGUGUUAUUUUUUAGAAUUACUGAAUGUUUAACUUAAUAAGUUACAAUGAUAUUUUUUUACUUUAUUCAAAGUAUUAUUACGUCUUGCCGUAUUUUUAUGUAGUUUAAUUUUUACAUUUUUAAAUAAAAAUGAAUUUGAAUUUGUAAAGGUCAGUUUGCAUUGGCUGCGCGACGUAACCAAUUUGUACAUUUUUUUACUACUAAAGUUGCAUUAAACUAUUGUUGCGUUGUCCGCCAGUGUGAGCUAACGUUAAAGUCAAAGAUAGAGUUAUAAUAAAAAUAGUACAUGCAAUUUUUCAUGUGUCGACAUUUAGCCUAGCGCUACAUCUCCUACAGCCACAUGGGACUUGUCAACUUAUGUCUCAGGCUGACGGGCUCAGUGGCAGUGCCCCUCAAAUCUUUGCGAUUUAAAGCUCGCAGUGGCACUGCAACUCUGAGUGGACAAGCGUGUCCCUUACUAAAAGGCGUACGACUUGUUCGUCCAGUUGUUUGAUGUCACUAAAAAAGAACCUGUCGAAAGUUUCGGUACAUAAUUUCGGUGCUGUACAUCUC